AUGGCUGGCGUCCGUGGGUUUUCAGACCCAAAUGUUCAGGUCAAUCCGAACGGAAAAUCGGUGUGGUAUCAACAUGUCAACAGCAGCUUGACGAAUGAUACCGACUACCUCUUGCCGUGGUACCUCAACUACCUCGGCGGUCACUGGUUAAAUGCCACGCAGUGCAUGGAUGCUGGCUCGAAUGGAUACGAAGAGAACCAUCUCGCAUACAACUUUGGGUUGAACGACCAUUGGGCUUUGAACAACACACCCUGGAGCUGGGGUUACUACAAACGAAGCGAUUUACCCGUUCAAUUCGCCCUCGCAGAAGGCUGGACAGUUGGUGACAUGUACCAAGAAAGUGUUAUCGCUUCGACCAACCCCAACCGCGUCACCUGGGUCAGUGGAUCAAUCAAUGUUCCAGGGUCUCCUCAAAAAGCAGACCAAGGUGGCGUUUAUAUUGAUAACCACGAAGUGCCUGGUUGCGAGUCACCAGGUCUCAACUGUUACCCUUUGUCCUGGACAACCUGCCCAGAGGUAUAUCAAAAGCAGGGCGUGACGUGGCAGGUCUUCCAGGACUCUGACAAUUUCGAUGACAACCCACUGGCAUGGUUCAAACAAUUUCAAGAAGCCAAAAAUGGCACCGUCCUGCAAGAACGAGGCAUGUCCUACCUCGGCCUACAGGACUUUUAUGACCGAGCGGCCAACGGCACUCUGCCCAUGGUUUCCUACAUUAUUGGCCCGACUGAACUGUCAGAACAUCCUCCUUACUCUCCUCACGACGGAGCCUGGCUCCAACAGCAGGUGGUGGAUGCUGUGACAAAAGGUAAACACUGGAACAGCACCGCUUUGAUCAUCAGCUACGACGAAACAGGUGGCUGGGGCGAUCAUGUUUCCCCUUACCACUCUCCCAACGGAACUGCGGGAGAAUGGCUCGAAGAUCCGUACGGACUCUUCGGGUACACCUUCUCCGGUCCCGGAUUCCGCCUGCCGUUCUACAUCAUCUCUCCCUGGACCCGAGGCGGGCACGUCUUUACGGAAAAAGCCGACCACAAUUCUCAAAUCAUGUUUGUGGAGAAAUGGUUGGCCGCAAAGGGUUACGAUGCAGUGACUGACCAAAUCCCGGCGUGGCGUCGAGCACACAUGUCCGACUUGACCGCCGCGUUUGACUUUUCUUCGCCAGACACUUCCAUCCCCUCGAUCCCCUCGGCCCCUGCUCCCCAUUUGGACAAGAAUGGCAUCUGGGACGGAGCGUCUUAUUGCGAAGCUCAAUACGCUGUCCAGCGUCCACCUGUCCCUUACGCGAACCAAACCGAAGACAAAUCGCUCAUCUCAGAAAGGGGGUUCAAGGCAGUCCGCGGGUACCUCACGGAAGGGCGGUUCUUGACCUUUGAGGCCUCUGGUUACGCAUUGGCGAACACGGGCGAGCAAGCAAUGACGAUCUCGACCACAAAGGCCACAACUUCCCACUCGGACAUGGCGCAGCGUUGGGUCAUUCACGAGACGGCCACAGACAGUCGCCUCUUCACCAUCAGCAGUGCCGUGGACGGGAGAUAUAUCGGCCCUCAGAUGAAGCUGGUGAUGGCCAAGAAUGAUGCGCUCGCGCACAACAUUACCUACCUCGGUGGUGGGAAGGGGUACAACCUGGUCAACAGCAACGGAAAAUACAUCACCAUUGACAAGAAUGGAAAUGUUGUGAUGGCCAUGUCUGGAGGACAACAGGGAUUCUCAAUCUAUAGUGUAACUUAG
This is a messenger RNA of Exophiala oligosperma, 1728 nucleotides long. RefSeq lists its product as uncharacterized. Gene Ontology annotation, molecular function: hydrolase activity, acting on ester bonds. The transcript is spliced from 2 exons. The coding region runs from base 1 to 1728 and encodes 575 amino acids. The record is from RefSeq and is a predicted model, not a curated record. NCBI's taxonomy places the organism in Eukaryota, Fungi, Ascomycota, Eurotiomycetes, Chaetothyriales, Herpotrichiellaceae.